AUGCCAAAACGUUCAGAGGAGAUGCUGGCUGAGCUGUGGACAUCUCUGCUGCUUGUGUGGAUUACCUGUGUUCCCUACACCUCCAUGACACCCAUAAUCGGACAGUCUAAAAGUUUACAGAUAGCUGGUUCCACGGCAACGUCGCUUGGCCUCGUCGAAGGACAAAGAAUACUGAGUCGAGCCAAGAGAGGAUGGGUUUGGAAUCAAAUGUUUGUGUUGGAGGAAUUCUCUGGACCAGAUCCAAUUUUAGUUGGCAGGCUCCACACGGAUCUGGAUGUCGGUGGCAAGAGCAUCAAGUACGUCCUCGCAGGCGAGGGGGCGGGCACGAUCUUCGCCAUCAACGAGAUGACAGGCGACAUCCACGCCAUGAAGAGGCUGGACCGCGAGGAGAAGGCCGAGUACACCCUCACGGCACAGGUCAUCAACGCUGAAACAGACCAACCCUUGGAGCCGCCUUCUGAGUUCAUCAUCAAGGUUCAGGAUAUCAAUGACAACCCGCCACAAUUCAUUGAAGGGCCCUACAGGGCCUCAGUCCCGGAGAUGUCAGCAGUUGGUACACCUGUGACGAGGGUGACGGCCACAGACGCUGACGAUCCAGUCUAUGGGAACAGUGCUAAGCUGGUGUACAGCAUUCUGGAUGGACAGCCUUACUUCUCAAUAGACCCCAACACUGCAACUAUUAAAAUUGCUCUGCAAGCAAUGGACAGAGAGAUGAGGGAGGAGUACCUUGUUGUCAUCCAAGCCAAGGACAUGGGUGGUCACAUGGGAGGACUGUCAGGAACUACAACAGUCACUGUGACUCUGACAGACAUCAAUGAUAACCCGCCAAAGUUCUCUAAAAGUCUGUACGAGUUUGUAAUCCCAGAGGACCUCGUUGUGGGGAAGCCAGGGGGCAAGGUGAAGGCCAACGAUCGAGACAUUGGCGAGAACGCAAAAUCCACCUACAGCAUCAUUGAUGGGGACGAUAGGAAUAUGUUUGAGAUCACAACAGAUGCUCAGACUCAGGAGGGAAUCCUUAGGUUGAAGAAGCCCCUGGACUUCGAGACCAAAAGAUCUUAUACACUGAAGGUUGAGGCUGCCAAUGUUAGAUUUGAACCCAGUAGUGGAGGGCCCUUCAAGGACACAGCCACAGUGAAGAUAGCGGUGGAGGAUUCAGACGAGCCUCCUAUCUUCUCUAAGGCUACAUAUGUGCUGGAAGUGGACGAGAAUGCGCCCAUCAACACUGUCAUAGGAACAGUCACGGCCAGAGACCCUGAUGUCACUGCCAGCCUUGUCAGGUACUUCAUCGAUCGACACACAGAUCUGGAGAGGCAGUUCAAUAUCAACGUGGAUGAUGGAAAAAUAACAUUGGCUAAACCUUUGGACCGAGAGACAGAUAUGUGGCACAACAUCACAGUGACUGCUACUGAAGUCCGAAACCACAGUCAAAUAUCUAGGGCCAUCGUAGCCAUCCGGGUACAGGACAUCAAUGACAAUGCCCCAGAGUUUGCUGCAGAAUAUGAGGCCUUCGUGUGUGAAAACAGCAAACCUGGCCAGGUUAUUCAAGUUCUUACUGCCAUCGACAGAGACGACCCUGUGCAGGGACACUAUUUUGAAUAUCGCCUCAUCCCAGAGAUGCUGAACAACCCAAACUUCACCAUCAAAAACAACGGAGACAAUACCGUCAGCGUCUUGGCCAAGCACGACAAUUUCCGACGACAGAAACAGGAAAUGUACCUUCUACCUAUCAUUGUGACGGACAACGGGAACCCACCAAUGAGCAGCACCAACACUUUGAUCAUCCGAGUCUGUGGAUGCAGCAAGGAGGGAAUUGUUCAGUCAUGCAACGUUGAGGCCUACGUCCUGCCUAUUGGUCUCAGCAUGGGAGCUCUCAUCGCCAUUCUGGCCUGUAUAAUAUUGCUUUUAGUGAUCGUGGUGCUGUUUGUGACACUGAGGCGACACAAGAAUGAGCCUUUAAUCAUCAAAGAUGACGAGGAUGUGAGGGAGAACAUCAUCCGCUACGAUGACGAGGGCGGCGGCGAGGAGGACACGGAGGCCUUUGACAUCGCCACGCUGCAGAACCCCGAUGGCAUCAACGGAUAUCUUCCACGCAAGGACAUCAAGCCAGACCUGCAGUUCAUGCCUCGACAGGGCCAACAUUCGGGCCCUAAUGGCGUAGACGUGGACGAGUUCAUCAACGUCCGACUUCACGAGGCCGACAACGACCCCACUGCCCCGCCUUAUGACUCUAUCCAAAUCUAUGGCUACGAGGGCCGGGGUUCCAUCGCCGGGUCGCUAAGCUCCUUGGAGACGGCUUCGUCUGACUCGGACCAGAACUAUGACUACCUCAGAGAAUGGGGUCCACGUUUCAGAAGACUUGGGGAACUCUACUCCGUAGGGGAGAGCGACCGAGAGACUUGACCUUGCGAUCUUA
This is a messenger RNA of Hypomesus transpacificus, 2413 nucleotides long. It is a transcript of the gene cdh8, whose product is annotated as cadherin 8. Gene Ontology annotation, molecular function: calcium ion binding; cadherin binding. Lineage: Eukaryota; Metazoa; Chordata; Actinopteri; Osmeriformes; Osmeridae. Gene Ontology annotation, cellular component: plasma membrane; catenin complex; adherens junction. Gene Ontology annotation, biological process: synaptic transmission, glutamatergic; calcium-dependent cell-cell adhesion; adherens junction organization. The transcript is spliced from 11 exons. Bases 1 to 2400 code for a protein of 799 amino acids. The record is from RefSeq and is a predicted model, not a curated record.